Messenger RNA from Xenopus tropicalis (tropical clawed frog), 1015 nucleotides. It is a transcript of the gene snrnp27, whose product is annotated as small nuclear ribonucleoprotein, U4/U6.U5 27kDa subunit. Gene Ontology annotation, biological process: RNA splicing. The record is from RefSeq and is marked provisional. Lineage: Eukaryota; Metazoa; Chordata; Amphibia; Anura; Pipidae. Gene Ontology annotation, cellular component: nucleus.
AGGUUCCAGGGCGGAACCUUUCGCAAGCGGAAGUUGUUUCGGUCGGAAGGCUCUUGUUGCUCGCGUGUAGAAGUUUCUGGCAGGGGUAGUUCCGGUGUGUACGGAAGGGAUACAAAAUGGGUCGCAGCCGGAGUAGAUCCCCUGAAAGGCGGCGAGAACGCAGGCGUUCUCGAUCCGCUUCACGGGAGCGAGAAAGGAGGAGGAGAGAGCGCUCUCGAUCCCGAGAAAGACGUAGGAGCCGCUCACGAUCCCCACACAGACGCCGCUCUAGGUCUCCCCGCCGUCACAGGUCUUCCUCCAUUUCUCCUGGUAGGCUGAAGGACAGACGUGAUGAUGACAAGAAAGAUUCUAAGGAAUCUAAAGGUGCAAAGGAACGUCAGAUAGCAGCGGAAGAUCUUGAAGGGAAGACAGAAGAGGAAAUUGAAAUGAUGAAGAUGAUGGGCUUUGCUACAUUUGAUACCUCCAAGGGAAAGAAAGUAGAUGGAUCCGUUAAUGCAUAUGCCAUAAAUGUUUCUCAAAAGCGAAAAUACAGGCAGUACAUGAACAGAAAAGGAGGAUUUAACAGACCCCUGGAUUUCAUUGCUUAAGGUGUAAGACCGUCAUGGUUCCAGUUACACAAGAUGUACAGUAUGUAAACUCAGAGAUUGAAAGGUGUCAUGGCCCACAAACUGAGCUGCAUUUCACAGCCAGCAAAGCAUUCUUAUUGGAAGUUUAUUAGCAUGUGUUUGUGUGUGGCCCAGCGCAUCCCAUCCUAGAAAGCAUUUCCUGGCUUUCACACUGCUGAAGAAAGCACAGCUUGGAAAAUAGAGCCCUUUGUGUUUUUUUGCUCCUAAGGCUUGGACUAGUUGCCCCCCAUACACAGUUAGGCAUGGUAAUAGUUUGGUGAUACAUAUGAGACUAGUUGGAGUGUCCCCACCCUAAUCACUCAUGUUUUGUGUUUUAUUACUGUCAGAAAUAAUGUGGUGUAAAUAAACUGUGACUGAUCUGAAUCUUUUUAUAAAAUGUGUGAGACAAA